AUGAAAUUUCUUACUUCUUUCGCCGCCAUACUAGCUUUCGUGGUCGCCAUAUCAACGCCCACUCAAGCGCUGGCGGGGCGCGAAAGAAUGACAUGUCGACGUGAUGAAUGUUGUACCUUAACGGACCAGCUCACUAGCUGCUGUCGCGCGACCAUCGCGAUGAACUUUGAUGAGUGCUGCCACCAGAGCUGCGUGUUCAACAGUCCCUGCCAGGUGAAGUAG
Phytophthora infestans T30-4 is the source of this 222-nucleotide messenger RNA. RefSeq names its product cys-rich secreted peptide protein, putative. Bases 1 to 222 code for a protein of 73 amino acids. Lineage: Eukaryota; Oomycota; Peronosporomycetes; Peronosporales; Peronosporaceae. The record is from RefSeq and is a predicted model, not a curated record. The transcript has a single exon.